This is a messenger RNA of Paramormyrops kingsleyae, 2836 nucleotides long. NCBI's taxonomy places the organism in Eukaryota, Metazoa, Chordata, Actinopteri, Osteoglossiformes, Mormyridae. The record is from RefSeq and is a predicted model, not a curated record.
AUGAUAUUCACGCCCCCGUUCUGUGGCUCCCGCAGGGCCUGUCUGGGGGCCCGGGACCCCUACUGCGGCUGGGACCUGGGUCUGAGGCGCUGCACGGCGCUGGAGGAGAGCCUCAGCAUGAAGCAGUGGGAGCAGAACAUCAGGGAGUGCCCUAGGAAAAAUGUCACGGUGGACGGUGGCUUUGGCGCCUGGUCGGGCUGGAAGGUGUGCAGCCACAGCGACGGGGGUGCCGUGGGCUCCUGCCUCUGCCGGACGCGGGCCUGUGACACCCCCCCGCCGCAGUGCGGGGGCCAGCCGUGCAUGGGCUCUGCUGCAGAGGUCACCAACUGCUCCAGGAACGGAGCGUGGACGCCGUGGACCCCAUGGGCACCUUGCAGCACCAGCUGCGGCAUCGGCUUCCAGGUCCGCCGGCGCUCCUGCAGCAACCCCAGCCCUCGACACGGGGGCCGUGUGUGCGUGGGCCAGAACCGCGAGGAGAGGUACUGCAACGAGCAUCUGCCCUGCCCACCGCACGUUUAUUGGUCCAGCUGGUCGCCGUGGGAACGCUGCACGGUUCCAUGCGGUGGAGGGCUCCAGGCACGGCGCAGGACCUGCGAGAACGGCGAUGACUGCGCUGGAUGCGGCCUGGAGUACCAGUCCUGUAACCUGCUCCCCUGCCCCGACCUGAAGAAGACCACCCCCUGGACGCCGUGGAGUCCCGUCAACAUCUCGGACAGCGGCGGCCAUUACGAGCAGCGCUUCCGGCAUACGUGCCGGGCGCGGGUGCCGGACCCCAGCCUGCUGGAGGUGGGACGGCAGAGGGUGGAGAUGCGUUACUGCUCCAAGGAUGGAUCCACAGGCUGCUCCACUGAAGGAGACCCCCUGCGCUCCGGCCGGCUGUCAGCCCACGCUCUGAAUGGAGGCUGGUCGCCCUGGGGGCCCUGGUCCCAGUGCAGCCGCGACUGCAGUGGGGGCACCCGGAGCCGAAAGCGAGUCUGCAGCAGCCCUGAGCCACGCCAUGGGGGCCUGCCCUGCCUGGGCCACGCCCUGGAGUAUCAAGAGUGCAACAUCGCCCCCUGCCCAGUGGAUGGGAGCUGGGCCUGCUGGUCACCCUGGUCCAGGUGCUCCGUCACCUGCGGGGGAGGACACUACAUGCGCACUCGCACCUGCAGCAACCCCCCGCCUGCCAACGGGGGGGACAUCUGCCUGGGUCUGCACACCGAGGAAGCUCUGUGUAACACUCAGCCCUGCCCAGAAAGCUGGUCCGAGUGGUCCCAGUGGUCCCAGUGUGACUCUGCUGGUUCCCAGCUGCGCAUCCGUCGCUGUGACAUCCUCUUCCCCACCGGAAUCCAGUGCCUGGGAAACAGCUCAGAGUCCCGACCCUGUGUGUCUGACUCCAACUUCAUCUCAGAACUAUCUAUCGCUCGUUCCAGUCAAGAAGAGAGAAGAUGCGAAGACUUCAGCUUGUUCCACAUGCUCGCCGUGGGACUCAGCAGCGCCAUCCUCGGCUGCUUGAUCACACUCUUGAUCUACACGUACUGUCAGAGGUACCAGCAGCAAUCCCAUGAUGCCACAGUCAUACAUCCCAUAUCAGCUGCUCAGCUCAACACCAGCAUAACCAAUCACAUCAACAAACUCGAUAAGUAUGACUCCGUGGAGGCCAUCAAGGCUUUCAAUAAAAACAACCUGAUCCUGGAGGAGCGAAAUAAGUACUUCAAUCCCCAGCUAGCAGGAAAGACGUACACCAAUGCCUACUUCUCCGAUCUCAACACGUACGACGACUAUUGAGUUGAGGUUUUUGUCAGAUGGACGGACAAUUCUUUUUGUAAGACAACAAGCAUCUUUGUUUCGUGAAUUUUCCGUUAUGCUUUCGUGAUUUGUAUUGACGUAUAUGACAUGAGGUGCCCGCGCGGCGGUUAAUUUGCCGACGGCCGUUUAUUUGGACGGAGAGAGAACAACAGGAGAUCAGCACGAUUUCUGUGUCUGGAAGACGAUUGGGAGAAACCAGUUUUAGUACACUAACUAUUUUUAAACUAAACGUAUGGGGAGGGUGGGGAGGGUAGGGAUGUCUAAUAGCUACAACGAGAUCAAAGACUUCCCAUAAAACAGGGUUCCCCAGUCAGAUGACUGGUGCACCUGUGCUUAGUAUAUAGAGCUCUCUGUUCUACCAAAACACUAAAAUACUCUAGGAUUCAACUUAUUUCCAUAACUGAACUAAUUUAGUAGUCUGUCUCAAUACUGAGGUUAUUAGCAGUUUAACAGACGCUAGAAACCCUUUAAGAGCAGGGAUUAGCAAUACCUGCUGUAACCCUUUGGAAAAAAUAGUGCUCCUGUGGUAUAGUGCAUGGACGGACUGGGCGGAUAACCUUGUUGCUUCUUUGAUUUGCAUGACUGAUUGCAUCGUCGAGCCUUUGGACCUGAGCAUGGUCACGGCCUUCUGCGCGCAGAGGACUUCCCACCAGGGCUCCCAUCACGAGUCCUCUUCCUAGCCAAUCCACCUGUAGAUAUUAGGAAUAACAGAUGUUUGUGUUUCUUUUCCGUGCGAGGCCUUGAUCGUGGUAAUCGCCUUGUUAAAGUAAACCAUUCCACUGUACAGUGAGCUGAUUCGCAGCUCUGUGCCACUGCAACCUUUUGUAGUUUUCAGAAUGCAGUAUGUUUUUUUUCCAUUAAAACAGUCUUGUGUGUUUAAAAACAUAUCACUAAUAAAAAGAACCAAUGAACAUAUUUUGUCAACAUAAACUGAUGUCUUGUUUGUAAUUUGUUGCUGGGUUGAAAACUGUCAUAAACAAUGAUGAAUCAUGACUAUUAAUUCCAAUUUCUUGAAUCAUUACAUGAAUAAAUUCUACAAGCAAAUGAA